AAAAAAAUAUGUCUGCGUUCUUUAUUUCCUUGUUGUGUUUGACGUCAUCAAAGCGCGCCACAAUUUAACGUCAAACAGACGCCAGCGAGGGACGACUCUACUACUUUUAGUCUGUGAUUGGACGAGAGAGGUCACAUGGCAGGAACUGCUGUCGCCAGCGGGCGAGACCGACCUGCAUCCAAGACCAGCUUCAUCACUGAGAUACAGGGCAUGAUGUUUACUCUGGGAGACGUUUGUCGACCCCUGCAUGAGACAGCAGCCUUGGUGGAGGACAUUGUCCACACACAGCUCAUCACCAUGCUCCAUCAGGCCAGCGAGAGGGCCACGCUACGCGGGUCAAGGGUCAUCGCAGUGGAGGACAUCUUGUUCCUGAUGAGAAGAGACAAGAAAAAGAUGUCCCGGCUGCUGAAGUAUCUUCAGUUCAAAGAUUACAAAUCCAAACUCCUCAAGACGCUGGAGGACGAGGACACACCGCAGGACUCAGGCACCUCGGGCACUGUUGCCGGGGGUAACCAGCGGAGGCAGCGCCUGGCCCAGGACUACCUGAUGUGGCUGGACCACACGGGCGAGCUUCUGUCGCUGACCGAGAGGACGGAAAUGGAUCCUGUCAAACAGGAGAGGCUGGAGCGUAUGGAGCGUCACAGUCGAACAAUGGACCAGACGCAGUACUCUGAAUUCUGUGAGAGUCGACAGCUCAGUUUUGCCAAGAAAACGCCAAAGUUUCGGGACUGGCUGGACUGCAGCAGCCUGGAGCUGAAACCAAACAGCGUUGCCAUGGAGAUCAUGUCCUACCUGGCCUACGAGACUGUCGCCCAGAUCGUGGACUUGUCUCUGCUGGUGAAGCAGGAAAUGGUGGCGAAGACCAACCCUGUCAGCCAUGUGAUCUCCGUCAGUCACAUCAACUACGACACACACUCUGAGGUCAAGAAGGAAACAGACUCCCCUGAAGCCACGCCCCCUUCCACCCCGGGUUCUUCCAAGCCCCUCCUCCAAGGAAAUGGCAGCGUGGAUGGUCGAGCACGACAGAGGAAACGCAAAAAGAGCUGCCCUGCUGCUGUAGAAGUUCCCACUGGAGCCAUCACACCCAGUCAUGUGCGAGAGGCCCUCAGGAGAUACAACUACAGACACAUGAGUGCCCACAGGAGGAGUGGGAUGGUUUUCCUGGCCUGCUGACGCUACCUUCAGACGUCUUCAGUCGUAGUGUUGCUCAAAUAAACUUUAUUGAUCACUAACACACAAACACUUUGACAUGACCUCCAUCACACGGAGGUGGGACUUGUAUGAGAAAAGGACAUGAUUGGUCACCAGCUCUAGGUGUUCCUCAGCAUUUCUGAGCACUGUUAAUCAGAGCAUCUCGCUCCAUGACUAUUUCUCCGUAUCGCUGUUGGAGUUCUCGUUCUCGUUCCAUCUGACGCUCCACAUCUUCUCGCAAACCCUUUAAAAAAAAUGGUAUAAUUGACAUGCUUUUAUUUUGAAGUAUUCCAGUUAGUGACUGACCUCAAGUCUUCUGGGAAUAGCAAGGUCUUCUUGCUUCUUCAACUGACUGAAGGUCUGCAGCUCUGUGGCUCUCUGCUCCACCUGGUGGACACAACAUGAUAUCACCCACCUCUAAUAUCAACCACACUACAAUCAUUACAUAAUUGGUCAGAUUCAGGAAAUACUUUUCUGGACACAAAAAGCUAAGUAUUUAAAAGAAGUAAAUAUAUAUUGUUUAGUUACUUUGUAUAUUGUAUAAAUGUGAUAUGUAAAAUAUAAUAACUACCUCACAUUCCCAACUAGGAGGCGCAACUUUUUAGCUAUGCUUUAAAACGGUGAAGCUAAUUUAUGGAUUUCUCUUCGCUGACGACCAUAUUGCAAACAGUUUUGAAAAAUAAGCAAAGAGACUGAAAUGGUGGUGUGCUAAGGUGUCAACUUCUGGACAAGUUGGUUCACUGCAGUGCCCUUUUUUGAGCUUUCAACUGGAAGUAGAAAUGCUGUUUCAUUUUCUAGCCAUCUCUAGUGUUGCUACUCGUAAGGAUUCUUCAUUCAAAAAACGUUUGUAAGUUUUACAAUACAACUAAAACAAUUCUUACUUACUAAACCAUCACGUGUGAUGUGUGUCUAGGAGUCUUUUCAUGCAUAUUUAGGGACGGCGUGGCGCAGGGGGAGAGUGGCCGUGCGCAACCCGAGGGUCACUGGUUCAAAUCCCACCUAGAACCAACCUCGUCACGUCCGUUGUGUCCUGAGCAAGACACUUCACCCUUGCUCCUGAUGGGUGCUGGUUGGCGCCUUGCAUGGCAGCUCCCUCCAUCAGUGUGUGAAUGGGUAAAUGUGGAAGUAGUGUCAAAGCGCUUUGAGUACCUUGAAGGUAGAAAAGCGCUAUACAAGUACAACCCAUUUAUCAUUUAUAUUUGUAUGUGCUAUUGUAUUGUAAUCAAGCUAGCGGCAUUAGCUAACAGGUUUACAAGUGUCUGUGUUAAUAUUAUCUUACGAUGGCAUCCUUUUUGUAUUGUUUCAUUAAAUCACCAAAACUUCACAGUGGA
This is a messenger RNA of Nerophis ophidion (straightnose pipefish), 2522 nucleotides long. RefSeq names its product SPT3 homolog, SAGA and STAGA complex component (gene supt3h). The record is from RefSeq and is a predicted model, not a curated record. Gene Ontology annotation, biological process: transcription by RNA polymerase II. Lineage: Eukaryota; Metazoa; Chordata; Actinopteri; Syngnathiformes; Syngnathidae. Gene Ontology annotation, molecular function: transcription coactivator activity; protein heterodimerization activity. The transcript is spliced from 12 exons. Bases 136 to 1173 code for a protein of 345 amino acids.